AUGCAAUCAACUAAUGUCAAAAAUUGGUUAUUACAAGAUAUUGACAAUGAAAUGGUUCAAAUUGAAGUAUUUAAGUUUGCAUACUUAGAUAAAAAUAAUAGAGUGGUUGUUCGUGCAUCUCCUAAUUAUUAUGAACAAGCAGCCUUCUUCGAUGUUUGUGUUGAAAUGGAUAAAUCAGAAUAA
Funneliformis caledonium is the source of this 183-nucleotide messenger RNA. The record is from the annotation of a GenBank genome assembly. Lineage: Eukaryota; Fungi; Glomeromycota; Glomeromycetes; Glomerales; Glomeraceae.